This is a messenger RNA of Vidua macroura (Pin-tailed whydah), 3262 nucleotides long. RefSeq names its product tetratricopeptide repeat domain 38 (gene TTC38). NCBI's taxonomy places the organism in Eukaryota, Metazoa, Chordata, Aves, Passeriformes, Viduidae. The coding region runs from base 72 to 1472 and encodes 466 amino acids. The record is from RefSeq and is a predicted model, not a curated record. The transcript has 14 exons. Gene Ontology annotation, molecular function: protein binding.
CCGCUCGCGCCGGUGGCGGCCCCGCCCCCGCUCGCGUUGGAGCCGCGCAACGGCGAGAUUGCAGCGGGACCAUGGCUGCGCUGAGGGACUGCAAGGCCUGGCAGGAUGCUGGACUUGCCCUGUCCACGACCAGCAAUGAAGCCUGUAAGCUCUUCGAUGCUGUGCUGACACAGUAUGCAACUUGGACCAAUAAUGAGAGCCUUGGGGGUAUUGAAGGAUGUCUCUCCAAGCUAAAAGCAGCAGAUCCAAACUUUAUGAUGGGACAUGUCAUUGCCAAUGGUUUAGAGCUGAUUGGCACUGGAAGGACCGUGAGGCUCGACAAGGAGCUGGACAGCGCCGUGAGAGCCAUGGUGGCGCUUUCCAAGUCACAGCCGCUGACAGAGCGGGAGAGGCUUCAUGUGUCAGCGUUGGACAUGUUUGCCAGGGGCCAGCUUCCAAAAGCUUGUGAUCUAUGGGAGCAGAUUCUGCAGAGCCACCCAACUGACCUCCUAGCCCUCAAAUUUUCCCAUGACACUUAUUUCUACCUGGGAUAUCAACGUCAGAUGCGAGAUUCUGUUGCCCGUGUUUAUCCUUUCUGGACACGUGAUGUUCCACUGAGCAGCUAUGUGAAAGGCUACUACUCUUUCGGACUCGUGGAAACAAACCUUUUUGACCGUGCUGAGAAGGUUGCCCAUGAGGCUUUGGCUAUAAAUCAGACAGAUGCAUGGUCUGUCCAUACUAUAGCUCAUGUAAAUGAAAUGAAAGCAGAGGUGGACAAAGGCUUAAAAUUCAUGAAGGAAAUGGAAAAGAACUGGAAGAGCAGUGAUAUGCUUGCUUGCCAUAAUUACUGGCACUGGGCUUUAUACUACAUUGAAAAGGGGGAAUAUGAAGCUGCUUUGACAAUUUAUGACAAGCAUAUUGCUCCCCUGUGCCUGGCAAGUGGAAGCAUCCUGGAUAUAGUUGAUAACAGUUCAAUGCUGUACAGGCUUCAUCUGGAAGGUGUAAAGCUUGGGGACAGGUGGAAUGAUCUGCUUGGGGUUACAAAGAAGCACACCAAGGAUCACAUUCUUCUGUUCAAUGAUGUGCACUUCUUGAUGUCUUUCCUUGGAGCCAAAGACCACAAAACUACUGAGGAGCUUUUAACAACUCUGGAGGAGCUUGCCAGAGCACCUCAUGAAGACCACCAGCUUUCCCUGGCUCCUCGUUUGGGGCUGCCACUGUGCCAGGCUUUUGUAGAGUUUGAAAAUGGGAAUUGUGACAAAGCUGUAGACCUGCUGUACCCAAUCCGUUAUGAACUAGUCCAACUGGGAGGCAGUGAUGCUCAGAGAGAUGUUUUCAGCCUGUUACUGAUUCAUGCUGCUUUAAAUUCUAAAUCAAAGGCCAAACGAAACCUUGCAAGGUGUCUCCUGCAUGAACGUGAUAUGAUGAGACCCAAGUCACCAAUGACUGAGCAACUGAUCAGGAAGGCAGCAGCUGUGCAUUCCAUGGCAUAGGGCUUUCCUCCAGCUUCAGCUGGAAGAGCCUGGAACUUUCCACAAAACCUGGGUGCAGGGAGUGCAGGGGUGCUGUGAAGGAAUUCGGGGAGGUACUCAAGGUUAAAAGAUCUGAGAAUAAUUUCCUUUAAAAAAAGGCAGAGCUGUUGCAUUUCUGGAGGUUGUGUCUUAGAUAGUUCCACAAGGAAAGAAGAAAACUUGCUGAUAAUGCAAGAAAAACUUGCUGAUAAAGCUUUCUGGAGCAUCCCAAAGGCACUGCUGCUCUGGUAUGUUUUCCUGAACAUUCCCUCUGACCCUGAUUAUACACAGCGCAGUAAAAGUGCCUGGAUUUCAGUCCUUCUUUGGCCCAGUUUGUUACUUGGCCUACACAUGAAGUAAACUGCUCAGGUAAUUCAGAGGGAACUUUUAAAUAAAGCUUAUAGGAAGGUGUAAGGCCAGAGCCAAUACAGGCAUGAACUGAAUUCCAUUUUGAGCUUCCAGCCUGUUCAGGCAGGAGUCACAGAUCUGUCUGCAUGCAGGAUCUCUUUUCAGGUGUACAUUUUUAAAGUCUGUCUCAUGAAAUGUUAAAUUUUUCCUCUCAAUAUAGUACAUCAGAGCUUUCUGGCAUUACUGGGUAAAUUAAACCAGACAAGAACCAGACAAGAAUAAUGACUGUUCUGACAUGGGUGCUCCCUUAGCACUUUUAGAUCUUUCAGAAAAAGGGAAAAGCCUGGAUUUCAGCUGAACAGUACCAUUUCUGAAGGGUUGUUGGACUGGGUUUUUGUGCUUCUCUGAGCUUUUGUAUAGUCAGGCCUUACUAGCAUCUCACUCCAGAGAAGCCCUGCAUGUUGGCAAAGUGGGGUUUAAACCAGGGUUAAAGCACACCCUAUGGAGAGGUGAAGACCAGGAGGGAGCUUCUGUCAUGGGAAAGAGGGCUCAAGGGGACGGACACAGCUCGGUCCCAGCACAUGUGAUGGGAUGAACUUCAGUGCUGCAAGUCAGGCACGAUGUUAGCCACAGGCUUCGAGGGAGCUCUGGUGCCCUCUGGAUUCCUGCAGCAUCCCAGAGCUAACACAUUGUCUUGCAAAAGUAUUCCAGAAAUCCCUAAUGACAGGGAAGAUUGUAUUUCAGACCAAAACUGAACUUAUGCCUCCUCUUCUGGAAUAGAAGUGCCACACUCUGCAACUGCCUAAGCUCUGGCUUUGCUUCCACGUCUGCAAGCUCUCCUGGCCUCACAGGCCUGCCCCUCCUUCCUGUCCAGCUCAGGCUCUUCCCUAUGUCCCACAGCAGCCUUGUCCUACAGUUUCCUUUUGACUUAAGAAAGCACUUCCAUAGCUGGCCCUGCACUGCCCCUGGAGUUCCUGCACUGUGGAACAAGACUUGGAAGUGCUUUGCUGAUAUUUUGCUUUACCCAAUCCUCCCCUGAUGCAGAAAGAGCUUAUUUUUAAAGGAAGAAUAAUAAAACCACUUAAGGGAUUGCGUUCCUUGCCCUCAGGUCUUCUGAUUUAUGAGCGUGCUGUUCUUCAGCAGACAGCUUGUCUGUUCAUGGUGGGGGCAUGACUCAGCUGAGACACAUUACACUGGAUUUUUACUAUUAUCUUUAAUAAGUGCACUUCAAGCAAUGACUUCAGACAGAUAACGUUUUACUCGAGGAAUGUAACAAACUGUAUAAGGGAACAAAAGCCUGAGAAAGCUCUGCCUGGCUAUGCAGGGUGUAAUCAAUGUAAUCAAUGACAGCUCUGCUUCUGAUAGAACAUGAUUGAGAAUUUUGUCCGCUUUACCUUAAUAAAUUCAAAGAUGAUCUUGGUUGA